GCUCUUUCUCUUUGGGUUUUCUUGGAGCUAUGGAACCGGAAAUAACGACGCUAGGGAGCUCUAUCCCAGUUCCUUGUGUUCAAGAGCUAGCAAAGGAGAAGACAAGCACAGUCCCACCACGUUAUGUGCGUUUUCCUAAUGAGCCUCCCAUCAUAUCUGACACCACUUCUUUACCCCAAGUCCCAGUCAUCGACAUGCAAAGAUUAUUUUCUGCAGAGUUCAUGGACACAGAGUUGGAGAAGUUACACUAUGCAAGCAAGGAAUGGGGUUUCUUCCAGUUAAUUAAUCAUGGGGUGAGCAUUUCAUUGGUGGAAAAGGUGAAAGUUGGCAUUCAAGAACUCUUUAAUCUCCCAAUGGAAGAGAAGAAGAAGUUAUGGCAAUUACCAGGAGAUAUUGAGGGGUUUGGACAGACCUUUGUUAUGUCUGAGGAACAAAAGCUUGAUUGGGGAGACAUGUUCAAAAUGGUCACACAUCCAAUCCAUUUGAGAAAGCCUCACUUGUUCCCCAAGAUCGCACUCCCAUUCAAGGAUAACUUAGACGCUUACUCAGCAGAGCUUAAAGACCUUGCCAUGAAAAUACUUGAACUGAUGGCAAAAGCUCUAGGAAUGGAACAUAAUGACAUGAGGAGCCUGUUUGAAGAAGGGUUGGGCUUAACAAUCCUCCUCCAAGUCAAUGAAAUGGAAGGCCUCCAGAUAAGGAAAGAUGGGAGGUGGAUUUCAAUCAAACCUCUCCCUAAUGCCUUUAUUGUCAACAUUGGCGACAUUUUAGAGAUUGUGACGAAUGGAAUUUACCGUAGCAUUGAGCAUAGGGCAACUGUUAACUCAGCAAAGGAGAGGCUCUCCGUGGCCACAUUUUACAGCCCAAGCCUAGAAGCAGAUAUGGGUCCAGCACCAAGCCUUAUUACUCCAGAAUCUCCAGCAUUGUUCAAAAGAACAGGCGUUGCUGACUAUUUCAGGGAAUUUUUAUCUCGCGAACUCAAUGGAAGGGCAUUAAUUGAUUCCAUGAGGAUCCAGAAAGGCACUUAAGACUCGAGAGAUACUCUUAAGUUUAAAACCUAUAUAUUGUAUGUGUGCUAGUGGCUUGUACACUUAAAUCUGGUUUGAUUAAAUGCGUCCAGAUUUGA
Quercus lobata is the source of this 1123-nucleotide messenger RNA. RefSeq names its product protein SRG1-like. NCBI's taxonomy places the organism in Eukaryota, Viridiplantae, Streptophyta, Magnoliopsida, Fagales, Fagaceae. The record is from RefSeq and is a predicted model, not a curated record. Bases 30 to 1025 code for a protein of 331 amino acids. The transcript is spliced from 5 exons.